Molecule: messenger RNA, 6507 nt
Organism: Electrophorus electricus (electric eel)
Lineage: Eukaryota; Metazoa; Chordata; Actinopteri; Gymnotiformes; Gymnotidae
Gene: ccdc88c
Product: coiled-coil and HOOK domain protein 88C
Biological process (GO): cytoplasmic microtubule organization; cytoskeleton-dependent intracellular transport
Cellular component (GO): centrosome; cytoplasm
Molecular function (GO): microtubule binding; dynein light intermediate chain binding
Source: RefSeq, a predicted model, not a curated record
AGGUUGAAUGCUCAGCAACGAAAUAACGCAGGUCAAGCGUUCGGAGUGGAGAUGAACUUUAAUCGUUUGCGCUCUCACAGAAUACAAGUCUUUCUUUACUGCAGGUCAUAGGUUUUUGUAUCUUUAGUUCUUAGAUUCACACUUUAGCUUGCAACACGCUCAAGUUCGCCUGGAUAAACUAGGACUCUGUAUGUUUGGCAAGGGUGGGCUGUAAGCCUCUAGUUUACUUUGUCCGGGACGACUCAUCGAUCUUUCUUCAGUAGGAAAUGAUGUCGUAAAAGUUUAUCAAACAUCAAACCGCCCCGCGUUGAAGUGCGCGGAAAGUACCGUAUUUUCAUGCGCGAUGUACACGGUUUGAAGAAAAGAUAUCUUAAGCGUAAAGUAUAACUAUGUUUCUUAUUUUAACCGUUGGCUUGAUUCCGGGUGGCCAGCGCAUUGUUCAGCGUUGGGCAGCAGUGUGGAGGGUAUAACACCUGGGAAUGCUUGGACGGGAACUUUGGACACUAACCUAAGUUUGAAACUCGCCUUUGGAAUUGCUUGGUCAAAAUCUCCUCCUCGAAAUGGAUAUUACAGUGUCUGAACUCAUGUCGAACUUCAUGGAGUCCCCGCUGGUGGUUUGGGUGAAGACUUUAGGGCCGCUGGCCUCUAACUCGGACGACAAGCUUUCUAUGUUCAUGGAGCUGGUAGAUGGGGUUUUCCUCCAUAAGAUCAUGACUCACAUAGACCCCAGUCCUAUGAACCAUCGGCUGAACAAGCAGGUUAACAAUGACGUCAGCCUGAGAAUUCAGAACCUCAGCACUGUUAUUCGGCACAUCAAAAGCUACUACCAGGAAAAUCUCCAGCAUCUCAUUCUGAUGAAUUUACCUAAUGUGCUGGCCAUCGCCAAGGAUCCGUUGUCAGGGAAGAGCAUGGAGGAGAUGAAGAAGCUGCUGCUGCUGCUACUGGGCUGUGCUGUCCAGUGUGACCGCAAAGAGGAGAUCAUUGAGAAGAUUAAGCUACUAGACAUUGAAACACAGGCAGCCAUAGUCUCCCAUAUCCAGGAGGUAACUGACAGCCAAGAGAAUGUUCUGGACCUCCAGUGGCUGGAGGAGGGGAAGAUGUGUGUCGAGGAGCUCGACUCUCUCUCCCGCACCAUGGCCUUUCAUCUCCGCAAGCUCAUCGAUGAGCGGGACGAAUGUUCGGAGCUGGUCUUGGAGCUGACACAGGAAAAAGACUACCUGCAGUCCCAGCAGUCCCUCGCCCCAGUGGGCUUUUCUAGCCCCGAGAGACCCUUGCAGCUCUCUAAAGAUGACCGCCAGCACCUGGCCGUGGAGCUGGCUGACACCAAGGGCAAGCUGCGGCGCUCCCGGCAAGAGCUAGAGGAGAAGACGGAGCAGCUGAUGGACACCAAGAACGAGUUGGACCGGCUGGACGCGGAGAUGCAGAAGCAGAAGCAGGAGAACCUGCAGCUGCUGUCGGAGGCGCGGUCGGUGCGAGCGUACCGCGACGAGGUGGAUGCCCUGAGGGAGCGUGCGGGGAGAGUGGACAGGCUGGAAACGGAGCUCGCCCGCUUCAAAGAGAGGCUGCACGACGUCCACUUCUACAAGGCUCGCGUGGAGGAGCUGAGAGAGGACAAUGUGACCCUGCUGGAGACUAAAACCUUGCUGGAGGAGCAGCUGAGCACAGCUAGGGGGCGCUGUGACAAACUGCAUGAGCUAGAGAAGGAGAACUUGCACUUACGUUCCAAACUGCACGACAUGGAAAUUGACAGGGACAGUGAUAAGAAGCGUCUGGAGGAGCUGCUCGAGGAGAACAUGCUUCUGGAGAUCUCUCAGAAGCAGAGCAUGAACGAGUCUGCUCACCUGGGUUGGGAACUGGAACAGCUGACCAAGAACAAUGAGGUCAACGAGGCAUGCAAGUCGUUCGUUUUCGAGCUGAACGAGACGGCGUCCAGCCGCCUGCUGAAGCUGGAGAAGGAAAACCAGAGCCUACAGAGUACCAUCCAGGAGCUCCGGGAGGCCUCGCGCAGCCUGGAGGAGGGCCACGUCCACGCCGUGGAGCUGGAAAGGGAGAAUCGGACACUCAAGAAGAAGGUCGAGGGGCUGCAGACCCAGAUGGACCAGGAGAAGCAGAUCACACAUGACUUGGAGAACCAAGGAGAGGAGCUGAAGCUGCAGAAGCAGAAGCUGGAGAAGGAACUGGAGAGCCUGCAGGCGGACAGAGACAAGCAGAUCUCGGAGCUGCAACAGGAGAAGCAGCACCUGAGCCAGACAGUCAGCUCCCUGCGCAUGCGCGCACAGGCCGACAGCGAGGCACGCGUGCGUGACAUGGAGGCGGAGAACCGCGUGCUCCACCAGACCAUCUCGGAGACGGGCGUGCGCCUGGCGCGGCUGGAGGCUGACAAGCGUCAGGCAGCCAAGGAGCUGGAUGGGGCGCGGGAGCGGGCUGAGGGCGCCGCGGAGCUGGAGCGGGAGGUUGCGCGGCUGGAACGCGGGCGCGAGCAGCUGCAGCGUGAGCUGGCGGCGCUGGCCAUUGCGGGAGAGCGAGCCGAGGAGCUGGCACGCGAGAAUGCCACGCUGGAGCAGGACAACCGCCGGCUGCGCAAGCAGGCCGACGCGGCGCAGGGGAUCUCGGCGCGGCUGGCCACGCUCGAGGCCGACCGCCGGCAGCUGGAGGAGCAGAACCUGGAGCAGCGCCGCGCCCUGGAGGUGGCCCGGCCGGCUGCCGCCCGCCUGGCGCAACUGCAGCAUGAACACAGCGAGCUGGAGGGUGAGCACGCCGAGUUGCGAGCUGCCACCGAGGAGCUGCGCGCCCACACCAAACGGCUGGAGCUCGGCCAGGCGGCUCUGGAACGGGAGAAGGAGCACCUGCGGAGCAGCCUGGACGCCAGCGGCGCCGAGGCCCAGGGGGCCCGGGCCGAGCUGCGUGAGGCAGAGACCCGGGCCGAGGUGUUCCGGCGGGAGGCCGAGGAGCUCAGGCGGGCGGCCGAGCGCGUCGACGAGGCCGAGAGGGCCCGGCUGAGUGCUGAGCAGGAACUGGCCCAGGCCGAAAAGGAGAGGAGGCAGCUGGAGAAGGAGGCACGCAGGCUGAGGCAGCAGAUGGAGGCGAAGGAGGCGGCCCUGGAGGAGAGCUCGGUGAAGGUGGCCAGCAUGGAGAAGGAGAGCACCGCCACCGGCAGGGAACUGGCACGCCUCCGCGAGGCCUCCACUCGUGUCAAGGAGCAGGAGAAGGAGAACAAGGAGCUGCAGAAACAAGCCACCAUCGACAAGAGGACCCUGGCCACGCUCCGAGAGGAGCUGGUCAAUGAGAAGCUGCGUGUCCAGCAGCAGCACAAUGAGCUGGAGAUGCUCAGCGCCGAGCUGGAGAAGAUCGGCCUGAGCCGUGAAAAGCUCCUGCAGGAGGAGCACAGCACAGAGGACAGCAAAUAUAAGAUCCUGGAGACCAAAAUCGAGUCUACGCUGAAGAAGACUCUCGAGCUGAAGGAGGAAAAGGUCCAAGGCCUGGAGUCACGUCUGGAGGAGAGCAGCAGCCUGAACCAGCAGCUCCGCACAGAGCUUGCCGCUGUGAAGAAGACCCUGGAGGCGCUCAGGCAGAGGCAGGAGGAGGAGGCCGCCCACUCCGAAAUGUCCCAGAAGGCUGUGCGGCAGGACCUGGGCCGUGAGAAAUGGGAGCUGGAGCAAAGGGAGGCCACGGCUGAGCUCCUUAAGCAUAAAGACCACCUGAUCACGGUGGAGAAGAGCAACGCGGCCCUCGAAACGGAGAAGCACCUCCUAAAGGCGCAGCUGAAGCAGCUCGACUCCCAGAACGCGCAGCUAAACGCUCAGACGCUGUCCCUGCAGAAGCAGGUCUCCGCACUGCAGGAGCACAACAGCGCCUUGCACAAAGAGACGGCCAAGCUCCAGGUGGAGAACUCCACGCUGAGCUCCCAGAGCUUGUCGCUGGCCACCCAGUAUGGAGCGCUGCAGGCUCAGCUGCAGGCAAUGGAGGCAGAGGCAGAGUCUCUGCGGCGAGAGCGGGUGGAGGCCCGUUCGACCCGCGACGCUGCCGCCCAAGACCACGAGCACCUGCUGGCCGUGCACGAGAGGCAGGCAGCUGAGUACGAGCAGCUGAUUACCCAGCAUGCCACGCUGAAGGCCAGCCAGCGGACCCUCGAGCAGGAAUACCGCGGCCUCCAGAGCAAGUACACGCUGCUGUUGAAGCAGAAGGAUGCUAUGGAGGAGCUGGAAGUGUCUCUGCAGAGAGAAAGGGACAGCUUGGGGGAGGAGCUCCAGAAGAACGCCAUGGUCCUGGGCGAGAACCGUAGCCUGAGAGAGGAGAUGGACAGGCUGGUGCAGACGCACACGCAGCUGCGGCGGGAGUAUGACGGUCUGCAGCUGCAGUCCAAGGAGCUGAAGACAUCGUUGAACGAGUCGCAGCUGGAGCUGAACCGCUGGCAGGCCCGCUACGACCAGCUGAAGGAGCAGCACCAGGGCCUGGACAUCUCCAUGACCAAACUGGACAACCACUGCGAGCUCUUGACACGGCUGAAGGGGAACCUGGAGGAGGAGAACCACCACCUCCUGAGCCAGAUCCAGAUGUUGAGUCAGCAGAACCAGACUCUACUAGAGAGGACCAUGGAGAGCAAGGAGCUCUACCAUGAGGAGCAGAAGCAGUACAUCGAUAAGCUGAACUCGUUGCGUCGGCAGAAGGAGAAGCUGGAGGAGAAGAUCAUGGACCAGUACAAGUUCUACGAACCUUCUCCUAAAAAGAGGAGCCACUGGGUGGGAGCCAAAGCUAUAGCCAAGCUGAUCAAGCCCAAGAAGGAGGCGCUCCGGGAGCGUCCGGACGGCUCCCGCGAGCGGCUCCGCAGCGCCCCGGACAUCCCCCUGCCCGACAUCCCCGUCUCCCCGCACUGCCUCGACGGCAGCCCACCCCUCCACCCACCCCCGCUGCCCCCCCGCCAGGGCCACCUGAGCCUGGACCGGCCGGGAAACCUCCCCGCCGAGGAGAACCACAUCUUCAGCCAGCAACUCGACGGCAGAGGGCCAAGCGACUGCGGCAGCUCCAGAGGCCGAGAGGGGUACCGUCCUGCGGGGGGCAGCAGCGAGAGUAUGAAUGGCUAUGAGGAGCUGACGGUGAGGCGGAGGGGCACGGAGCCGGGGGCAUCCUGCUCAACCCCACUGAACCACAGUUCCCACAGUGCAACGGGCUCCCGGCCAGGCCGCAGGCCUAAAGGAUUAAUCUCGGAGGAAGACCAGCGUCUGCACUCCCUGGAUGCUGGCUUUGGCUCCAGUGGCCAUGGAAACGCAGGCUCCAGGCCCAGUACUGCCGACUACAGCCGCAACACCAGCAGCAGCAGCUCGCCCGUCAACUCCAAAGAUUCCCUGGAGCGCCUGCAGCGGCGCUCUGCCAGUCUAUCCAGUGACGACGCCGCCGGGAUGGGUCCCGACGGGUGCCGCCUCAGCCAGUCCUCCCUGCUCCCCCGUAGCUCCACCCUCCCCUGUGAUGCCCCACCCAUUCCACGCUCUGCCCCACGCUCCGCCCGCCACCGCGGCUCCUCGCCAGGCAGCGAGAUGGUCACCCUGGAAGAGUUCCUACAAGAGAGCAAUGCCCUGUCGCCCCCUAGUGUGCAGACAGGGAGCCGGGAAGAUCUGAUGUCAGACUAUUUCACCAGAACCGGACGGCCAGCACCCUUGAGGGAUGGAGCCAAAACCCCCACCAGCUACGUCACGCCCACUGUCAAAACGCCCCCGUCUGGGCCGGAUGGGCGAGCCUCCAAACCUGGGCAUAGCGUGAAGCCCAGCAUGCGGCUUGUGGAGACAUCCACGCCCCCCUCUCAGUCUCAGACGCUCCCCAACCGCGGGGCAAGUGGCCCCGGUGGUCGGCCCUCUCCACUGCAGCAAGCCGGGCCUCGCGGGGUCGGAGGGGCUGCUGGCCUGAGCCGUACCUUCAGCCUGGCCUCGGCUGAUCUCCUCCACUCCACCGGGCCUGAGAGCUACCGGCCCGAGGCGGGUUCGCCGAGCCAGGCCGAGGGCGUGGUGAGGCGACAGGGUUUGCCAGCACGCGAGCGUCCACAUUCAGCCAGGCUGGCGGGCACCUCACCCCCACCUGCUGUAGACCCUCGCCGCCUCUCAGUAGCUCCACCCAGAGAUGAGCUGUCCCUGCAUUCCUCCGCCCCCUUGCAGGUGGACAAGGGUCCUGGCGGUGGGUGCACUGGAGCGCCGGGGCUCGGCCGCCCAGCCGCCCAGCACCACCGUGGGGAGGUGGCGAUGGUGACGCCAGUGCGUGCUGUCUCAGCCCUCAAGCUAGAGGAGGUGGAGGAACCCGGUGAGCACAGGCAGGCCGACCUCCAGCCACUGAAGAAAGCCGACAGCCCAGGCUGUGGCACGAGAGAGCAGCCCAGCAGCUCACCUGCUUCACCCGACCAUACCAACGACCCACAGACUGUGUGGUACGAGUACGGCUGUGUGUAGCUCCCCAUGAGCCCUGCAGCCGCUAGUCUGCUCGACUCUGUGUUGGGGGUGACUUUUUUUUUUUUUUUUUUUUUUU